This is a messenger RNA of Rotaria sp. Silwood2, 1929 nucleotides long. The record is from the annotation of a GenBank genome assembly. Lineage: Eukaryota; Metazoa; Rotifera; Eurotatoria; Philodinida; Philodinidae.
AUGCCUAUUGAUGAGUUAAUCAAUAGCAGUCCAAACGAUAUAUUACCUCUAUCAAUAUUUUCGAAUAGCCAAGAAAAAUCAAUACGUAAUUUAACGACAAGUGGAAAUGCCUUAUUUAUUUGGUAUCAAUUAUUGAUUGAUGUACUAAUACGGAUACCAUCCUCAACUGAAAGUGCGAAAGCUGAUUUAAUAGACCUCAGUCGAAAAAGCUAUGACGAAAACGAAAGUGAACAAGAAAAAAUCACUGAAUUUAAUACAUGUUACGAAUCGCAAAAUGCUAUUUUCUGGUACACACGGAAUUGUUUUCUUUUUCGUCUAAUGAAUCAAGCAUUUCGAACAGAAGAUAUUGAUAAUAUAUUUAAAUUUCGCUUUUUUAUUGUCGACCUCUAUCAACAACUACUCACUUUAUACACCGCACAACGUUUUCCAUCAACUUUAAUUCUUUAUCGUGGUCAAAGUCUAGGUUUAACCGAAUUAGAACAUUUGAAAGAAAAUAUUGGUCAGUUAAUAUCUAUGAAUACGUUUUUAUCGACAACCACUUGUAAAGAAGUGGCUUCAAUAUUCGCUGGUGAUGGUACAAAUCGGCCAGCAUGCCAACGUUCUGUUCUAUUUGUAAUGACUAUUGAUACAACUCUCUGUCAUAAAUCCAAACCGUUUGCUGAUGUUAGCAGACAUAGUUAUAUGAAGGAUGAAAACGAAAUCCUUCUAUCGAUGGGUACAAUAUUUCGAAUUGUCUCUGUUGAUAUUGAAAAUAACGUAUGGAUUGUAAAACUCACAUUUACGGAACAAGAAGAUAAACGCUUAAUUGAACUUAUUGAUUAUCAAAAAAUGACACUGAGAGAAAAAGAAACGGUAGUGGUUUUAGGAAGAAUUUUACAAGAUAUGGGAGAAAUGGAAAAAGCAAAACGCUAUUAUAAUCUUAUACUACAAAGUUCUUUAGAGGAUAGUGUUGAAGUUUCAUCUAUUUAUAAUAACCUUGGUGUAAUGGCCAAAGAUGAAUACAAGUACGAAGAAGCAUUGAAUGCUUAUGAAAAAUCAAUGAAUAUAAAUAAAAGAAUUUUAUCCGAAAUUCAUCCGCAUACCGCCAUGUCAUAUAAUAAUAUUGCUGGUGUUUAUGCUCAAAUGGGUGCAACUCGAAAAGCGGUAGAUUACUAUGAAACAGGACUUCAGAUUCACUUUCAGCUAUUUCAGAUUGAUAAUCAUCCAAAAACGCUUGAAUGCAUUACUGACAUAAUUAGUAAUCUUGGCGUAUUGUUCAUCAAAAUCGGCAAUUAUGAACGCGCUCUUUGUUAUUUGAAUAAAGCGCUUGAAUUCAAACAGAAGUGUUUACCAAUCGUUCAUCCCAGCUAUGUGAUGUUAUUUUAUAAUAUUGGUCAUUGUUUUGAACAGAUUGGUAAUGAUGAACAAGCUUCGAUUUUCUAUGAGAAAUCACUCGAAAUAUGCAAUCAAUCAUUACCAGCAAAUCAUUCGCAAACAGCAACAGUUCUUUCAAAACUUGGUGGUUUAUAUUAUAAUAAGUCGAAUUGGUCAAGAGCAAUAAAAUAUCUGGAAAAAUCAUUGGAAAUAAAUAAAAAUAUAUUACCCAAGGGUCAUCCGGAUCUGCUUAUAGACUUCGGUAAUUUAGCAUCAAGCUAUACUCAUCUAGGAAAAAACUACUUAGCCAUCGAUAUGUUUGAAAAUGCAUUAAGUUUUACAACUAUAUUGGAGUCAAAAAGUUUUCAGGUUGCUCAUACGUAUAAUAAUUGUGGUGCAGUAUAUUUUAAUCAAGGAAACUACGAAAAAGCUUUAGAAAAAUUCACAAAGGCUUACGAAAUGGCAUUACAAUUACCUUCCUUUGAACAAUCGUAUUUAUCAAUGUAUCAACAAAAUUUAAAAGAAACAAAACGAAAACUUCAGAAAGUCACAAUCAAACCAAGUUCUUCAGAAUGA